UUCCAUCAAGCCAGCCGCGCUACGGGCUUUGAAGUUAGUUUGAAAAGAGCUUUCAUCCGUUAUCAUACGUUAUUCUGCACCAUUCUACAACAAGCAGCAACAAGAGACUACGCAAAAGACUGACAGGGACUAUUGCUACUGCUAAGAUUAUCCUUUGAGAAGAGUCAAAUCGCAUAAAACUAUAUUAUUGUAAGAACAUUACAAUUGUAUUUGUAACAAAACAAAAAUGGAUCAACUAAGAGAUAUGGUAAAAAACAUUAUAUAUACACGUACAAUCGAAGAGAAGUUUAGUAAACUCAAGACUGAUCAGGAACGUGUAAAAUUUGCUCUCAAUGUUGUGCAUGAUCAUAAAAAUAUUUUUCCUAAUCUAUCAGAACUUUUUGAACGCCACUUUGGAUUGCAAAAAGAUGCCAAAAUAUCAGAGAAACUACGGGAAGAUGGCAAUAGAAUCUUUAUUACUGGUGGUCUCAAUAAUAUGACAUGUUUAAAUGCACUGAAAUUGUAUACUAAAAGUAUAGCCUUUGCGCCUUAUCCAUCUGAGCAACUUGCUCUAGCAUAUGCCAACAGAUCGGCGGUUUUGUUUCACCUGGGCUUGCAUGUAGAAUGUGUUCUGGACAUCGACCGAGCAUUAGCUUUCAAUUAUCCUGACAAUCUGAAAACAAAGCUUUAUAUUCGCAAAACAGAAUGUUUGUUGAUUCUGAAAAGUUGUUCUACAGAAAACACUCUUAAAGAAGCCCAGUAUUGGCUAGAGAUGUCUUUGAAAGAUACAAAUCAAGAGAAGCUGAGAACAAAGCUAGAUAUUUUACAUCGUAAGACGGUACAAAUUACAGUAAAUGUUCAAAACCCUUUGAGAGAAGCACAAAUACAGGAACCUCCGCUCCCUACUAUUAUACCUCAGAAUAAUGAAGUUCCUUGCGCAUCAGAUGCAGUAGCUAUAAAGUACAAUAAACGCUAUGGUAGACAUGUUGUUGCCACUCGUAACCUUCGUCCAGGUGAAGUAAUUGCUGUGGAAAAGCCUUAUUCGAUGAUGUUAACACACGAGAAUUUACUAACACACUGUUCCAAUUGCUUGAAAGUAUGUUGGGCAAAUAUACCUUGCAACUACUGUAUUUAUGCUAUGUAUUGCUCAGAAGAGUGCAAAUAUGCGGCAUGGAAGAAAUGUCAUGAUAUAGAAUGUGCUGUCUUUGCCUAUUUGCCUGAGAAUGCUUUUUCGAAUNGUGAUUUCUUCAGNUUGAGACUUGUCAUACUUGCUAUAAGAGAAGCUGGCAGUAUACAGCAAUUAAGAACCAUGCUACAGGAAGUUGACAAAUGUGAUGAUCUUCGAACAAAGGGCUUUUCUCAAGAUGGAAAGCUGCAUAGUGAUCGAUACAUCAGCAUAUACAGUCUUGUAACAAAUACAGAGAAACGAAUGACCAUCGAUCUGUUCAUAAAUGCUUUAGAUGCAGUUUUUUNUUUAUAUCUUUUAGCGACACGCACUGCGAUAUUUGGCACUAAACUACCUGAAGAUUUUAAUNUUUUAACGAAAAACAAGGACAUUGUGUUUAUCGGUGGUCUUAUUAUGAGACACCAGCAGAUUCUUUCUUGCAAUANCANCNUUAUUNAAGAAGAACAAGAUUUAAAUCAAUUAAUACGUGGUGAAGCUGCUAUGCCAUUUUUCAGCUUGUUUAAUCACAGCUGCAAUCCAAAUAUACUGAGGCAGUCAAGAGCUAAGCACGUAGUGAUGUAUGUCAAGUAUCCCAUUAAAAAGGGCGAGCAGCUUUUUGAUGGGUAUACUGAAUACUCAUUUAAUCUACCACUUUAUCCAAUCUACGAUCGAGAAGCCAGACAAAAAGAGCUACUCAAACGGUAUUAUUUCACCUGUGAUUGCAUACCGUGCCAGGAAAACUGGCCUUUAUAUCACGAGCUACAGUCAUACAAUAUUUUAGUAAAACAAUUGGCGGACAAGAUCAAGAUACAAAAGGCGUUACGCAAGCUAAUUACAUAUGACAUAAUGGCAUUAGAAGAUGAAAUACAAGACAAGCCUUAUGUCAUCGAUGAUUUACUAAUGAUGGUGCAAGUACUACACGAAUGUGCGCCGAUGCCUUGUUCGGAGAUGGUCANCGUCAUUAGAACGUUAACGCGAGUGUACAACUUGAUUGGAAAUAGAUUUGAAAUGCCAAAAGUGUGGGAAAACCAAAACUAAAGGAGAAAUGUUUUAUUAUAUUUUUCGACUGACGAAGUAUAAUGCAUUCUAUCAAGUGAGAUACAACAAAUAAAAUAAGUUUAAGAAGUUUUGGUUUUGUAAUAUUUGUUUCUACAAUGUGUGAUUUUAACGUAAAAAGCUAUCUUAUAAAGAUUCCUUGAAAGAGAUUUAUAAUUCUGUAAAUAUAUGUAGAUAUAUAUAUAUAUACAAUUUUUGUGAAAAUUAUUUUUUGAGGAAAUAUAUAUACUACUCACACCUACAUCCACCCACCCCACGCGCGCGCGUGCACACACACACACACACACAAACACAAACACAAGCAUGUUUAUGCAUCAAAAAAUGUAACAUUUACUAAGUGUUUUAACAAUGUACUGUGUUUUUAAAAUAUUGUAUUUGUAUGUAAAAUAUUCAAACAACAAUAUAUAAUACUAUUUAAUCGCUAUAA
Pseudomyrmex gracilis is the source of this 2627-nucleotide messenger RNA. RefSeq names its product SET and MYND domain-containing protein 4-like. NCBI's taxonomy places the organism in Eukaryota, Metazoa, Arthropoda, Insecta, Hymenoptera, Formicidae. The coding region runs from base 227 to 2182 and encodes 651 amino acids. Gene Ontology annotation, molecular function: protein binding. The record is from RefSeq and is a predicted model, not a curated record. The transcript is spliced from 5 exons.